AUGAUCGAUUUGCUGAAUUGUUUUGGAAAAGUCAAACGUGGUCCACGCACUCUAAGAACACACCUAACCCUGCUGAAAGUAGCAGCAGUAGUAGUAAGUAGUAUCGAGUACUGGCAUACCGCAUACACGCAGUGUUAUUUAGAGUUCUUUGCAUACUUAGUGAAAAUAUUGUACAUGCAUCCUGUGCAACUGAUCAAAUAA
Molecule: messenger RNA, 201 nt
Organism: Parnassius mnemosyne (clouded apollo)
Lineage: Eukaryota; Metazoa; Arthropoda; Insecta; Lepidoptera; Papilionidae
Source: the annotation of a GenBank genome assembly